Molecule: messenger RNA, 1019 nt
Organism: Rotaria sp. Silwood2
Lineage: Eukaryota; Metazoa; Rotifera; Eurotatoria; Philodinida; Philodinidae
Source: the annotation of a GenBank genome assembly
CCUAGUAUAAGCUGCUUAAUUCGACUUCGAAUAUAAAUGAAGAUUCAAUUGUUUAUAGUUUGUUUCGAAAAUAAAUGAAGCAAACUUGUACUAAAACUUCAUUGCAUAAUAGGAAUACGUGUUGGUUUACUUAUAUGCAUUUUUUACUAUACAUAUAUUUUUUCGUUUAAGAAAAGUAGGUGUUCGGAAUAGAUAAGAAUAGAUUAUUUUUUUAGUUUAACUCAAUUAUAAUUCAUCUAUAUAGAUAUAGUAUAUAUGUAUAAUUAUGAAUAACUAAAAUUAUACCUUCGAUUAGGAUUAAUUAUAUGAUUAAAUUUGUUUUUCAAACUGACAUUUACAUUCAAAAUCGAAUUAAGUAGCUAUCCAUUCAUUGACCUAUAAUAAAGACUUGAGAAAAUAAUAUUUCAUCAAUCAAAUAUAUUCUUCAACAUAUUCUUUUUUUUACUACAGUUUUUCAUUGAAAGAAAAAUACUUUUUAUUUUGCAACAUGCUCUAUAUUAUCAAUUGUAACCAUUGACAAAAAAAAAGAGCUCAUUACUUCUUCAAAUAUAUCAUACAAAAUUAAUAAGUCCAUUUAUCUGUAUUACAAAUAUUUCAUUUCUCCUUUUCCAUUAUUAAAGAUUUAUUUUUAACAUUAUUUAUUUAUUGUAAGAGCUAAUUCUUGUUUUCUUUUGUUUAAUAUAGCUGAUAGUGUUCGUUCAUUAAAGCAUUAUGUUGAAUGGUACAUAACAACAGAGAUUUCAAAUUUAAUGAUAAAAAUGAAACUUAUACCACAUUCUCAUAUUACAUUUGAUAUUGAUUCAAAUGAUCCAUGCCAACUUACUGUUCAAAGCUUACCACAACAAAGUGUAAGUCCACUAACAAAAUCAAAAGAUAACCAUCAUUGUACUCAUAAACAAUCGGAUGAAGAAUUCAUUAUAGAUGUAGAUAAUGAUGACAAUCAAUUUAAUAUUAAAGAUCAUAAUCAAGAUUCAUGUUUAGUUUCAUCAAGUGAAGAAAAAUAUUUAUCCGAUCGUUGA